Ailuropoda melanoleuca (giant panda) is the source of this 6900-nucleotide messenger RNA. RefSeq names its product arkadia (RNF111) C-terminal like ring finger ubiquitin ligase 2C (gene ARK2C). Lineage: Eukaryota; Metazoa; Chordata; Mammalia; Carnivora; Ursidae. Gene Ontology annotation, molecular function: ubiquitin protein ligase activity; zinc ion binding. Gene Ontology annotation, cellular component: nucleus. The coding region runs from base 101 to 1126 and encodes 341 amino acids. The transcript has 8 exons. The record is from RefSeq and is a predicted model, not a curated record. Gene Ontology annotation, biological process: positive regulation of BMP signaling pathway; motor neuron axon guidance.
GAGACCAGAUAUUAUAGGUCAAAUGUGCAUGUGGCAGUCUGAGGCUUUGCCGGAAGCUGUGGAUGGUCCAGGAGAAGAAAUGUAGCCCCUUGCCUCCAAGAUGCCCCCUCAGCCCCUGCUCAGGUGGGGACAAGAAUCUGGCACAGGUGCCCCUUUUCAAAGGUCUCAGCAUCCGCACGCUACCUCCUGCCGCCACUUCCACCUGGGCCCCCCGCAGCCGCAGCAGCUGGCGCCCGACUUCCCCCUGGCCCACCCCGUGCAGUCGCAGCCGGGCCUCAGCGCCCACAUGGCCCCGGCCCACCAGCACAGCGGCACCCUGCACCAGUCGCUGACUCCGCUGCCCACCCUGCAGUUCCAGGACGUCACAGGUCCCUCCUUCCUACCUCAGGCCCUGCACCAGCAAUACCUCCUGCAGCAGCAGCUCCUGGAAGCCCAGCACCGCAGGCUCGUCUCGCACCCGAGGCGGAGUCAGGAGCGCGUGUCUGUCCAUCCCCACCGCCUCCACCCCAGCUUCGACUUCGGCCAACUCCAGACGCCUCAGCCCAGGUAUUUGGCUGAGGGUACUGACUGGGAUCUCAGUGUGGACGCCGGCUUGAGCCCUGCCCAGUUCCAGGUGCGGCCCAUCCCUCAGCACUAUCAGCAUUACCUAGCGACUCCUCGAAUGCACCACUUUCCCAGAAACUCCUCCUCCACGCAGAUGGUCGUCCAUGAAAUCCGAAACUACCCUUACCCUCAGCUUCACUUCCUUGCUCUCCAGGGACUGAACCCCAGCAGACACACCUCCGCAGUGCGGGAGAGCUACGAGGAGCUGCUGCAACUUGAGGACAGGUUGGGAAAUGUGACCCGGGGAGCUGUACAGAACACCAUUGAGAGGUUCACUUUCCCCCACAAAUACAAGAAGCGAAGACCCCAGGAUGGCAAGGGCAAGAAGGAAGAGGGGGAGGAGUCAGACACAGAUGAGAAAUGCACAAUUUGUCUGUCUAUGCUGGAAGAUGGAGAAGACGUGAGGCGCCUACCCUGUAUGCAUCUCUUUCACCAACUGUGUGUGGACCAGUGGCUCGCCAUGAGCAAGAAAUGUCCCAUCUGCCGAGUGGACAUUGAGACACAACUGGGAGCUGACAGCUGAGGGAAGAAUUAGCCAGUGGACGCCCCAUUUUCCUUCACCAGGUCCCCCCACGGCCAUAGCCCUUGCAGCCAAACUUUGCCUUCUGAGCCAUUUGAUGUAGAGGAAAAGCCUGCAAGCACGUUUUGUGGAAAGAGGAGUUGGCGGUAUCAGUGUCUGAGGGAAAGGAGGGGUGGGGGGAGGACCCCCCAUCCAGAACGGUGACUGCCCCCAUCCACCUCGCUGCGCGGGAGGGAGCUGGCCGUGCCCGGAGCAGGGGUGGGAGGGGGGGGCCCACGCUGCUGAGAAUCUGGAUGUGAACUGGAAGGCCCUAGCUGAUAGACAGGCCCCUCAAUCCUGUCCUUCGAAGGGUUGUAUAUAUACCUCUCGACCACUUAGAAACCACGUAGGGGUCUCUAGCUAUUUCUGUGGAUGGCAGCCGGAGCAUGCUAGCUUAAGAAAAAUGUCGUGUGUGGUGCUCUAGUCAUCUUGUGGUGGACAUGUCGCUAUUACGAAUUCGCACCAAAUAUUUCUCAUUGAGUUCCUUGUUUUGGUGCCUGACUGAACCAACCAAGGACAGCCCAAAUCUAACCGUCUUUACGAGAAAAAAAGGAAAAAGGAAUCAAAGGUGAAAAAAAAAAAAAAAAGCCAAAUCCUGUUCCUGGUGAAAAAGGAUGAUUUUUUUUUUUUCACCCAGGUUGGGAGGCGGGAGGGGGCGUUCUUGUUUUGUUUUCGGUUUUGUUGUUUCCUUUGCUUUUGUUUUUCUCAUGUUUACAGUGCAUGGAGUGUGGAAGGGGAACAUCUGGGGAAGGGGAGGACUAGAAAAGGAGCAGAGGGGGGGCUUAGGUGGGCCCCUGAGGGGCUCAGCCCGGGUAAGGAGGGCAGAGUUUGGGUGGGGGAAGGAGAGAUUCGGUCUUGAGGGAGGGCUCCCCAGUUCCAGGGCCCAUCUGCUUCGUUCCAGCAGUGUGCCCGGUUCUGCAUGGAAGUAGGGAGGGGCAGCCUUCAGCUAGAGCUGCCCCCGAGCUCCUCAGAGCCAGGGUGUCCCUGCUCAUGCCACCUUCUUCCUUUCGGCUGUGCUGAAACCCUGUCACAAAGAGGCAAUUCGGCCACUGCCUCCCUAUGCAAAAAAUUAACUGCAUGCUGAAGAUAUGAUAGCGUAGGUGGUAGACGCUUGGCCUUGGCCAAGGUGCUCUCAGGGGCUGGGGUCAAACACCGUGGACCUAGAGGAGGGCCUUCAGCUUCUUUUGGGGUGUCUCAGAUCCCAAUGGAGUCCCUCCGAGAUGGCCCCGGUCCUGAGAACUGUGUUGGCUGGGUUUGGGAGGCCCCAUGUCCCUAGUAUCUGGCUCCUUCUCUGACUCCUUGAUCACCAUGGGCAAGUCCCUCUCUUUCUCUGUGCCUCAUGUUCCUUCUCCUUAGAGGGGAGACAGUGACAGUGCACCCCCAUUGCCACCUCUUCUACCUCCCCCAGAUGUUGUGAGGACUGACACUACCCACCCCACAAACUCACGCCCCAUCCUGAGAGCCUCCUUCGGGUUUAGGCACGGGGGUGGUGGGAGAGACAGACCUGGAGGUUCCAAGGGACACCACACAAGGUGUCUGUCUGCACCACCCCACAAUUUUUCUUGAACCUCAAAGGGAGCAGAGAGAUGGGAGGACAGAAGAAAGGAGAUGGGAAAAUCCACCAAAUUCCAACCCCAACCCAGUGUUCUUCACUCACGGGUGAAAAACCCCAGCCCAGCUGGAAUUCUGCUCCCUUCCUUUGCCCCUCACCCUCCCUUAUUUGCACUUCCCUCAAAGCCUCCCUCUCCCCUCUCCCUUCCCCCAGUUUCAAUGCCCUCAUAUCAGUAAGAGAAGACUAAGGAGGACAGGAUACUUACCCCAUAUAUGAAGAAAUUCUGUAAGGUUUAGGAAACUGACUCUGCGCUGCUGCUGCAAAGGGUACAUCCAGCACCAACGGGUAAAAAGGACCGAGAGGCAGAUUUUGGCUUGAGGUAGAACCUUCUGGCACAACCAGAGCUGUCAGGCGAAGGCGUGGCUCUUCUGAACACCUGCAGGCACAGCAUGGGGGAUGUGGCCGGCUUCUGGUGGGAGCGUUACGCUCGAGGAGCUUACUCAGACUGAGGCCUCUUCCAGCACCCAUACUCUGGUGUUCUAUAAAAUCUUUCCUGAGUGCCUGCUCGGUGCUGGGAGAGAGGACAAUAUCCCCACCUCGAGGAGCUUACACUUUAGCUGAGGAGCCAAGACGCAUAUAAUAGCACAAAAAUGGUGACUCCCUGAUGCGCAGUUAACAGCAACGCGCAUUACAUUGUCCGGUUCCGCGGUUCCGGUGUGUGAACCAUGUCUCCACGGCUGGAGAACCCACCGGUGUAGGAAGGUGCGUCCGAAUCAGGAUUUCGGGGAGAUUUAGUUACCAGUAGCCACAGGAGGUGGGAAUUCUCCCCAGCCUGCUGUGACCUGGGGGUAGCCAGGGUGGUCUCGGGAAGGUCACUCCCCUCUCCGUCUGGGGCUCUUGUGCUCUCUGAGGCUGGCAAGUAGAGCGAGUCGGUGUGGAACCAGAUGGCGCAAGAGCUGGGGUGUGGGUUCUAGUCUUGGCUUUUUAAUGACAAAGCAUGCCAUGCUCCUGGGCCUCAGUUUCCCCAGCUGUAAUGCAAGGAGGUUGGAUUGGAUGCUUGCUAAAUUUCCUUCCAACACUCACAUUCUCUGAUCCUCCCUGACAUCAACCCAUCUGUCAAGUGGUAGGGCCGCGUGCCUACCGAGCUGUUGGAAACAACAUCCUCUGGGCACCAACAUCUGUCUCAGAGGCUGAGAGUGGGGCGCAGUCCCCUCCCUCACCCUCCCUGUUCCGAGCAGGCUCUGAGUGCCCCAGGCUAACAUUAGGCACUGACUCGGGUGGGAAGCACCCAGAGGGGAGAAGUCAGCCACCGACUUUGGGACUUUGGGGGGGUGGAUCCCGAAGCCCCCCUCCCCUCCCCAUCUCUCUGGGGCCCUUGUACCCUGUAGGUGGCACAGGAGGGCACGAGGACUCAGGCUCCUGCGAGCUCCAGGCUCCUUAGGCGGACAGCUCUCUGGGUGAGAACUCGGGAGAGGGGUCUGUACUUCUGCGCCCUGCCCUUGAAGCCCCCCUCUCCCUUGUUGGGGAGCCUGGGAAGAUGACGAACAGGCAGGCUCAGGCCUCCGCAUCUUGUACCCACCACCUCCGGAAGGGGAGACCCCCGGUAGUCCUCCUACUGCUCAACUCAAGGGACUCAGACCCUUUCUUGACUGAGACGCAUGAGUGCCUUCUGGGGCGAGAGCCACCCCAGGAUUCAAGUUGGGCCUCCCAGCCGCAGCACAGCCCUGGCCGCUGCAGGUCGCCAAGGACGCCAAUCUGCGAAACCAACACCACGGGCGGCUGGCGCGGGCAGAGGCCCGGGCGCGGGGCUCCUCCCCCUGCCGGGACCCCGGGCCCUGGGACCCUGGCCCAGCAGCCAUGGCAGGACUCAAGCUCCUCUUCCGCAAAUGUCCCCAGCCUCCCUGCAAGUAUUCUCAACUCUUUACGCCUAAUGAACAAGCACAGUUUUUUCAAUGGUGAAGAAAAAGCACCAGAUCUUUUUCUUUUUUUCCUGAAGAAAUCCCCCAAGCCCCCCGCCUCCUGGCGGGGCAAACACUCCCCGCGUGGGGCUGUAGCAACGUUUGUCAGGUCCCCCUGUCGUGUUUCAUCUCCUGCGCGUAGAGCAAAUGCUAGAGCGAUUUCAGCUGAUAGAAAAACAAAAAUGAAAAAAAAAACCACAAAAAACAAAAAACAUGGCACGUUGCUAGUUUACAGGGUUUUGUGAGUUUAAAUGCCUUAUAUUUAACAAUCAUAAUUUAUGACUAACUUGUAGAUAUCGUGGGUUCUUAUUUAAUUAUUUUUAUAGUUGUUUUGCAUUUUUAAUUAUAAUUUAUUUAUUUAGAAGGGAUACUAAUUUUUUUUAUUACUCCUAUUACCUCAUUUUGGCGUUGUUUCUGGGAGUGGAAUGCUUUGCAUGCAUUGGUACGAUGACAACCAUGAACACAAAAAAAAAUUUAAAUAAAAUUCCGCGAACUUUAUUUCGUCCAGACUAUCAGGGUGUGUGAUUGCAAGCUGUCCUACUGUGGUGCUGGCCUCUUUGGGUACAUUCCAUACGAAAUGCAAACCUUGAUUCUGUAUGCUGUGACCUAGUGAAAAACUCCAAUAUAGUGACUGUAUUUAGCACAUAUAUAAAUAUAAUUUGCACUCGUCAGCAGACUGGGCUAAUCCUUUCACUUGCUACCCCGGCCCCCUCCCCAACCCCCAUCAUUAACCUGUUUUCCUUUCUUCCCUUACCCUUCCUACCACCUGGGCCCACCCCACCUCUUCUCUCCCAGCAAGAGCUGGGGGGCACUUGGGGGUCACUCUCUCCACCGGGGCUCCAGAUCUCUCUGGUUCCAGAACUGGGCCCCUCAGACAUUCCCGGCAGGAGCAUCUGAGAGCCAAAAAGCCUGAUUUAUUAGAAAGAGCCCUGGACUGGGGGGUCAGGAGGCUCGGGUUCUCAGACCAGCUCUAUUGCAAACUUCCCUGUGACCUUGAGCAAGUCAUUUGGCCUCCCUGAGUCUUGGUGUUCUGGGCAGGGCAGAGGGAGGUGAAGGGGAGGGUGUCUAGCGUCCCUCAGACCCAGAGAGACAAUGACACAGAAGGGGGGGGGCACCAGGCUGUGCUGUCUCACCCUCCCAGGAGAGAAGGAAUGGGAGGAGAAAGGAUGGAGGGACGAAGAGAAGGAGGGCCUCCUGAGGGAGACAGGGCAGCGGGAUGGGCAGACACGCCCUGGACGCAGGGCACGCACGUGCUUUCACAAGCCUCGGCAGGCCUUUACAGAGCGAUUGGAAAUCCAUGUGUUGUUAGUUGUGGGGGCGGGGUAAACAGAAUGUCAGCCCCCAAGUGUGGUGUUUGCGAUUGCCACUCCAACAUGUCCUCUCUUGGAGUCUUUGUUGUUGAGCAGAGCACUGGGACACAGAUUCGGGACUCCCUGUCUUUCCUCCCAGGGUCUUCGCCUCCUUCACCCUCCGCCUUUGCUCCUUGGCGGCUGUGGGCUGAGGGGAGGGGCUGCUGUGGAGGACGGGCAGGGCCCUAUGGUCUCAGCGCUCCUGAGAAGGAACGCUGGGGGACGGUUUGGGGAAGCGCCGGCCUCAAAGGCUGGCAAUGCCCUGAGCCCAGACGUCUUUGAGCCAAAAAAGAAAGAGAGGAGGCCCAUGUCCCCAGAAGAGGCCUCUGGGCCGGCUGAGAACCUAGCAAGGAGAGGGAGGACCACUCCUGUGCUCUCUGCAUGUUUGCCUCCUCCCUCCUGUCCUCCUUCCCUUUCUUUCCGGCUCAUCCUUCCCUCUUGCCUCUUGACAUCACUGCCUUUGCCUGGUGGAGAAAUCCAUCCUCCACAUGAGGCCCCUGGGAUGGUGCUGAUGGGGGAGGAGGCGGAGGCCCAGACUUGCCACAAUGCCGGCCCAGGCUUGCAGGAAGUGGCCGGGCCUUGUAGGGUUCCCAAGCCCCAACUUUGGUCCAGCUGGACUAUGGGUCCCGUUCCUUGGGCUUCCUGCCUGCUGCCUGCCCAUCUUCCCUUUCUGCCUCUGCCCUGGAGCCUUGUUCUCCUGCUUUCCUUGGAGAUGGCCUGUGGGGUCUCCCCCCGGGGCGUAAGACCACCACACUGCCAGGCUUGGCAGACACUGCCCCCCUUGGCAGGGCUCCUGGACGGACAUGCCUUAUGCUGCCCUGCAGGGUCAGAGUGGGAAGGGGCCCUUUGCCCUGGCUGGCCUGUGCCCCCACCUCCCCU